Molecule: messenger RNA, 405 nt
Organism: Sphaeramia orbicularis (orbiculate cardinalfish)
Lineage: Eukaryota; Metazoa; Chordata; Actinopteri; Kurtiformes; Apogonidae
Gene: f2
Product: coagulation factor II (thrombin)
Exons: 3
Coding region: 1-405 (134 amino acids)
Biological process (GO): proteolysis; blood coagulation
Molecular function (GO): calcium ion binding; serine-type endopeptidase activity
Source: RefSeq, a predicted model, not a curated record
AUGACCGCAGGCUUUAAGGGUCGUGUGACGGGUUGGGGGAACCUGCAGGAAACCUGGAACCCCGCAUCCAGGAACCUGCCGUCGGUUCUGCAGCAGAUCCACCUGCCCAUCGCCGACCAGGACACCUGCCGCAGCUCCACGGCCGUGCGGAUCACAGGGAACAUGUUCUGUGCAGGUUAUAGACCAGAUGACCCCCAGGGACGCAGAGGGGACGCCUGUGAGGGGGACAGUGGAGGACCCUUUGUGAUGAAGCACCCGGGUCAGAACCGCUGGUACCAGAUGGGCAUCGUGUCGUGGGGCGAAGGCUGCGACCGUGACGGUAAAUACGGCUUCUACACCCACCUGUUCAGGAUGAACCGCUGGAUCAGGAAGGUCAUCGACAAGGUGGCAACGGACGACGAGUAG